This is a messenger RNA of Pistacia vera, 1127 nucleotides long. RefSeq lists its product as uncharacterized. The transcript has a single exon. The record is from RefSeq and is a predicted model, not a curated record. Lineage: Eukaryota; Viridiplantae; Streptophyta; Magnoliopsida; Sapindales; Anacardiaceae. Bases 94 to 825 code for a protein of 243 amino acids.
ACUUCCCUGCAAAAUCUGGUUCUCAUUAAGCAGAUUGAUUAAUCUGUUGAAAAUCAAACCCACAAUCUCCGCCUUCACUUCACUAAAAUUUUCAUGUCUUCAAUCUUGCAAAUGUCUCUUUCACUCACAACCCCACCUCUAUCUCACUCUCAAAACCUCUCCUUCUCAAAAACACUAACAUCUCCAAUCCCACUCUUCCUCCGCACCAAACUCUCCAACCUCUCCCUUCACCACCACCACCAAAAAUCAACUAUAAUCCGAAUGGGAGGCGGGCCCAGAACUUACCCAGGUGGGGUCUCCAAGUGGCAGUGGAAACGCAUGCAAGCCAAGAAAGCCAAACAGCUCCUCAAGGCCCGACUCUCCCGCGAGAGGCAAAUAUACGAAAUGCGGAAGAGAGCCGAACUCAAAGCCGCCGUUUCGGAACUCGAACGGCCUUGGGAAGUCGUUGAAAAAGCCCCCACGCUUUUUUCGGUCACCGCCGAUGAACAAGUCAAAGUCUUGGCCGACCGGUUUCAGAGACCCGGUGGGUUUGACCUCUGGACCGAAAAGGAUGGGCCCCAGUUGUUUGAGACCCCUGAUGGCUUACCCUCUGCCAGGUUUUUUCCCAAAGGAGUUGUUCAUAGUGUGAAACCGUACGGACUUAUUGCUUCAGAGAGGAGUCAACUAGAGAGUGAAGAAGAUGAGAACAAAUUUGAUUCUGAAGAGUUGGAUUCUGUGGAGGUAACGAGCAGAAAUAGUUCUGGUGAAAAUGGUAGAAAUUUCAGGAGGAAAGGGAAGAGGAGGAGGUUUAAUAUGGCUAAGAAUUCUGACUCAAGACGAGAUUGAAUUACUAGUUUUUGGUAAUGUUUUUCAAUCUUCUUGAUAAUGGAUUUGUUUUGUUGCAUAUCAAAGAUGUAUACGGAUGAAUGAUUUGUAUAUCCAGACUUUCAUUAGCUCAUGUUGUAAUUAAUUAAUAAGUUCUGAAUAGUUCUUAUGGACUUGCUUUUACAUGGUGUAGUUAGUUAAUUUUACUAGCAAUUUCUGGGAGAUAUGUUUCAACUUUGUUGCUUGGUUACAAUAAUAUGGGGUGGAGUGUACCAAUAGUGUUUAAGCUAUGUCCGGGUGUGUGUUGGAAAAAAUUGAUGGUU